UUUUAAUAAAUUAAUUUGGUUUUGAAAAUAAAAUUGGUUAAACCCAGAACGCUGCUACAGAUAAACCCUGCAACAGCUUCUUCUUCUUCCUCUUGAUGUGGGUAGAAGCAAAGUAUCGACCUUUGUCUUCUUCUCCGUCGUGUUUAUGGAGCUUUUACAUUCCUCCUGUUAUUUCGAAACCCUAACCUUGAUUUCUCCUCCUCUACAAUCUUGUAAAUUUGGUUUCAACUCUCUCUUCUUCUCUCCUCCUCGCGUAACCUUGCUCUCGGCUUACCACCACAGUGGCCGAUUCGCUGUUUCUGCCUCGUUUCAGCACGGAGAUACGAAUUUGAGCUCUAAUUCUUCGCAGACAAAUCACGAGGACCAUGCCUCCCUCGCGCAGAAUUCAAUUGCUGAGUUUCUCCGACGAGACAUUGGACUCUCAGAGGCCGAUUCAGAUUUCAUUUCUGAAAAUUGUCCAAAGUACACGAGAAUGAUUGUAGAGGGUGUUAGGGAUUUGGAGGAAUGGAAUUCGUGGAAAGGGAGUGGAGAAUCUGUGGGAAUUGAGGGUUUAGGGUUUAAGGAGAAAGUGAUUUAUAUGGUGAAACAAAAGGGUGAUGGUGGGAAAGUUGCCUUUUUGGAGAGUCUUGGUUUGAGUCUGUCUUCUGCUAUGUAUUUGGCUCAUUACGUCUCCUCUGAAUCGCUUACCAUACUUCUCGAUAAGGUUAAGUACCUCAAGGAAAUAUUCUUUUCUGGCAGUGAUGAGAAAGGUCUUGUUGGAAAGUAUGCACGACGAAUGAUGCUCUACUUAUCCAUUCCUAUUGAUGAAGAUGUUCAGCAAACUCUUUCCUUUUUCGAAAAGAUUGAAGCAAGGCGUGGAGGCUUGGAUAUGCUGGGGUCUGUAGAUGCAUCAUUUAGAUUUUUAAUCGAGUCAUUCCCUCGGCUUCUUCUACUUUCAGAAGAAAAUGAUAUGAAGCCUAUGGUAGAGUUUCUUGAAAGCAUUGGUAUUCCUAAAUAUUGCUUGGGAAAGCUACUUCUUUUGUACCCUCCUAUCUUGCUCGGCAAAACUGAGGAGAUCAAAAGAAGGGUGGCCGCAGCUCUGGAGAAGCUUAGUGUAGUGGACAAGGAUUCGGGAAAAGUGUUGCUGAAGUAUCCUUGGAUUCUCUCACCAAGCAUACAAGAGAACUAUUCUCACAUCGUCUCAUUUUUUUACAGUGAAUCGGUGCUCAAAAUGGAUAUUGACCACGCAAUUGAGAGAUGGCCUUUGCUUCUCGGUUGCUCAGCGAGCAAUAUGGAGAUGAUGGUGAAGGAAUUUGAUAAAUUAGGUGUUAGAGAUAAAAGAAUGGGGAAGGUUAUACCCAAGAUGCCUCAGCUUUUGUUAUGUAAACCCCAAGAUUUUCUGAAGGUUGUUUGCUUUUUGGAAGAUUUGGGAUUUCAAAAGGAAAUUGUGGGUCAAAUACUUUGUCGAUGUCCUGAAAUAUUUGGUUGCAGCAUUGACAAAACUCUGCAGAAAAAGCUCAUCUUUCUCACACGUUAUGGUGUUUCCACUACCCAUUUCCCCCGAAUCAUAAAGAAAUACCCGGAAUUUCUUAUAUACGACGCAGACAAAACAGUACUUCCACGGCUAAAGUACUUAAUGGAGAUUGGGAUAUCGGAGAGAGAGAUUGCCUUCAUGAUUCGCAAAUUCUCACCGAUCUUGGGAUAUAGCAUCGACAAAGUUUUGAGACCGAAGUUUGAAUUUCUGGUGAACAGCAUGGAGAAGCCGGUUAGAGAGGUAAUAGAAUACCCGAGGUAUUUCAGUUACUCGCUGGAGAAAAGAAUAAAACCGCGGUUUUGGGUACUCGAAGGGAGGAACAUAGAAUGUACAUUACAGGAAAUGUUAGGCAAAAACGAUGAAGAGUUUGCUGCUGAUUUCUUGGGUUUAGGAGAGCUUCAAACUCACAGUGAAACCUCUUAGUUUAUAUAUUUAUAGGCCAGAAGUUUCUUUGAGAAAAUCACACUAUGUAAUGAGAUUGGUGAUAUCUCUGAAGACUGAAGCUUCUUCAGUUUUGUCUGUUUGCGUUGUUCAUAGGUAGUGUAUGUACUUACUGUUCUUUUGUAUACAAAUUCCUAACUUUAUUUUACCAAAAAAAAUCAGCUGAUGUGUAUAAGUGUAUGAAUUGUCUUCGAGGGGUUUGAAAAUAUUUCCUACCAUGGUUUUUGACUCAAUAAAACAGAACCGAUUUAUUGAUAAUUAAGAAAACAAAUUUAUGAAAAAUGUGCUGAAUUUUCUCUCUGGAAACGGUUUCUCGCAUUUUUUUUUCUUUCUUUUUCUUUCUUUUUCUGAAACUGUAAGCGAAGAUGUAACUUCAUUCAUAUUCUGAAAAUUCACAGAAAAUUUAUUUAUCUAUUCUUUACGUUUGAUAAACAUGAUUGCUGAGAAAAUGAUUGGAGCGAGUCACUGAUUAACGUUUUAAGCAAAAAUGGGAAACGCUAUAGGCAAAGCAUCGACCGACAUCGGAGGUUUUAUCGGGAAUAUUUUCACAGCACCGUUUAAAGCCACACUUGGAAGAUCCUGUUUGUAAGAUUUUCACUUCAUUGUCUGAAUUCUGUCGUCAAAUCGUUGGUUUGGUUGGUUUUCUAUCGCCUGUUUUGAGGAUUUCUCUUUUCUUUUUUUUUUUAAUUACAGAGAUGUAUGUUCGGGACCAUGGGAUCUUGCGUGUUUCAUAGAACAUUUCUGUCUUCCUGAUAUUGCGAAGCUGGUGCUCAUGUCAAGCCUCUGUUUCAUAAGUAAGUAGACCUUUCUCUUAUUUCCGAUUUUUAGCAAUCACUAUGGUUUCUGUCAACUUUCCUUUGUUUUCUAUAAUUUUGUAUUUGUUUCUUUUUCUGUUCAGUUUUGAUGUUCAUCACCCUCCUGUUCAAGCUUGGAAUUUGCCAGUGCGUUGUUAAAAGCAUCUGCAAAAUGUCAUGUGCCGCUUGUGCAGCGUACUGCUUCGCCAUUGGAGAGAUGGUUAGUUGUUUGUGGCACAGUUUGACUAACAUAAAACGGGUCCGCCAUCGCAGAAAACGUCUCAGUGAUAUAGAAGCUACGAUGUAUGAUUACCCAAGUGAUGGCGAAUCAAGUUCAUCGAACAGUCCCAGUCGAAUAAACAACAUUAGACCAAAGCAGAGAAGAAGAAGAUUAGGAAGCAAACACAACCACCACCAUCAAGGCAGCAAUCGCAACAACCGCCGCCUCAUUAGACUAUCGAGUAGACAAUUGUCUAUACGAGUUGGAGGCAAAUCAAGAAGAGUAAGAAGAAGUGCUAGAAAGACAAAAUCGAGGAGAGUUAAGAUCCUCAAAGUCAAAGAUUUGGUUGAUUAAAAUGUCUCUAGAAUUCCUUAAAGAGUGUCUCUAGUCUCUCUAAACUCAAAAACAGAAUUAUCUCAUUUAUUCAGAUGAAAUGAAACACAAAACCAUUAAUCCUUGUGAAUAAGUUUUUAACCAACCUCUCUCCCUCUC
This is a messenger RNA of Arabidopsis lyrata subsp. lyrata, 3460 nucleotides long. RefSeq names its product transcription termination factor MTERF2, chloroplastic. Gene Ontology annotation, molecular function: double-stranded DNA binding. Gene Ontology annotation, biological process: regulation of DNA-templated transcription. The record is from RefSeq and is a predicted model, not a curated record. Lineage: Eukaryota; Viridiplantae; Streptophyta; Magnoliopsida; Brassicales; Brassicaceae. The transcript has 7 exons. The coding region runs from base 146 to 1936 and encodes 596 amino acids.